Pseudophryne corroboree (corroboree frog) is the source of this 2248-nucleotide messenger RNA. Its product is annotated as gastrula zinc finger protein XlCGF49.1-like. Lineage: Eukaryota; Metazoa; Chordata; Amphibia; Anura; Myobatrachidae. The coding region runs from base 561 to 1304 and encodes 247 amino acids. The record is from RefSeq and is a predicted model, not a curated record. The transcript is spliced from 3 exons.
CUCUGACGUCAGGGGGAGGGGCCACGUCACCAAGGGGAGGUCACUAGGUUGUGUCUAUGUUCCCUUCGUGCUACCGAGGUCACUAUAGUCUUCCUGCUUGCAUGGGUUUCCUCCCACGACCCAAAAAUAUAUCAUACUGCCGUGCGACUACAAGGGAUAUAGGACUCUUGUUUUCGCGGGCCACUUCCAUGGCGGUCUCGACUAGGAGGGCGUGGUGGAUUCACCAAUGGAAUGCUGAGGCUGACUCCGAGAAGAACUGGAGUAUCUUCCCUAUGAAGGUGAAACCUGGUUUGGGGAUGGCUUUGUUAAGUUGAUCUCGGCAGAUAUCACUGGUAUGAAACAGGAAAAAAGAGUAGAACUCCUUUUGUUGAACCUUUAAUAUAAUUCAGAUGCACAUAGAGACCUGAAGAAGGAAGCUUUCCUGGGAAUACUUGUGACAUCGCUUCACAGAGAAUUUCAGAAUUUGUUUUAUGAAUCGUUGAGUAGAAAUUGCAAGUAUGGACUCCACAUAGAUUUUAGAGAGUGAUUUGACAUUUUAUCAGAAAUUCCUAACCAGUGCGAUGGAAUCAUAUAUUGACAUAGGUAAGACUAUAAAGAAAGAAAAAAGUGUUCACAGUAAGAACAGUAACACGUUUGGCCAAAAGGAGGAUGACACAGAUUAUCCUGAACCGGAGACUUGGAGUGAAGAAGAGGAGGCUCAAGGUGAAAAUGGAGAGAAGGUGGUUCAAGGUGAGAAUGGAGAGAACCGCUAUGCUUGCUCAUUGCGUGAGAAGACCUUCAGGUUUAUUGCGCAUUUGAGGAAACCCAAAAUCAAACAUUCCCAAAAGAAAGAAUACAAAUGUGGUGAGUGUAAUAAAGAAUUCCGUGGCAAACAGGACCUUGUCGUACACCACAGAAUGCACACUGGGGAGAAACCUUUUAAGUGUUCGGAGUGCCCAAAAGUUUUUACGACCUUGUCGCACCUUACGAGCCACCACAGAACUCACACGGGGGUGAAGCCCUACAUUUGCCCCGAGUGUAACUCAAGUUUUUCGUUCUCAUCGUGCUUGAAGAGGCAUCUACAGAUUCACAUCGGUGAUAAGCCACACAAGUGCCCAGAGUGUCCGAAAAGCUUCGGCCAGAAAUCACACCUCAACAGGCACUUGAGAAUCCACACCGGAGAAAAGCCCUAUGAAUGUGAGAAAUGCGGGAAAAGAUUUAACAGGAAGUUUAUCCUGGAUACGCACUACAAAGUUCAUAGGAGGGAAAAGCUUCAAGCCAAACAGGAAUGUUCCGACACGACGGAUGACUCCGACGACUGGUGAGGUGGAAAGUGCUGCCAAUCCAUGCCUUGAACGUCUGCCGAUCUGCUGAAUAUUUUUUUUUAAAUAGUUUUUAAUCAAAGAAAUAAUUGUCAUCAAUCGCAACUGUAAAAAAAAAAUAUGAAGAGAAGUCAGAUGUAAAGAAACAAAUUAUUUAUACUUUUAAUGUAACCCACUCAAGUACAAACCAUAAGAUGCGUGACUUGCAUGUAUUCCGCACAUUUUUUAAAUCCUAUUUAAGCGUCCGGGUGAAUAAUGACGUAUCGCUGUGAUUGAAGAGUUCUUUAGGAUGAUACAAUGCAUAUAUAGGCUUUUUAUAUAUCUGCGUGAAGAGGUUGGCAAAUCAGUAACUCCUUUGAGCAACUUACCUUUGGUAUGCAGAGAGAUUACAACAGUAUCUGGGUGGGAUCCGGUCAAGUUUUACCGUCAGGGGAAAUACCGACGCCGGAAUCCCGACAAGGAGCACCAUCCCGGCACUGCGGGGCGGGGGUUAGGUUUAAGCAGCGGGAAGGGGGGUUUAGGAUAAGGUACCACUGGAGAGGGUAAGGGUUGAGGUGUGUGUGUGUUGGAGGGAGGGGGGUGUUAGUGAGGCAUUAGGGUAAGGCAACUAUACUUACCUUGCCCAUGUUGGACUUCUAAACAUUGGGAUGUGGCGGCCGGUCUUUAACCGUUGGCAUUUCCUAUCCAACGCAUCUGGGGCACCUCUGUGAUGUGUGGGUAAGUGCAUACUGCUAACGCGUUUCACCGCCGCAUACAGCUAUUAGCUCAGAGGCACAACAGUAACAGAUUAGCAGCGUCAGAUCUCUAGUAUUCACCUCCUGUGUUCCCAAAAUGGCAUUAUUUGAAACGCAAAUAGAUUUAUAUAAAUCAGAUUUAUUUGACAAUUUAUUUUUUAAUUCCAUAUAAAAUAUAUCUACUCACUAAUAAAAGACAUUAGGAACAAAUUA